Echinostoma caproni is the source of this 735-nucleotide messenger RNA. Lineage: Eukaryota; Metazoa; Platyhelminthes; Trematoda; Plagiorchiida; Echinostomatidae. The record is from the annotation of a GenBank genome assembly.
AUGAUAGGAGGCCGUGGAGAUCCCUAUGCUGUGCGUACGAUGUUCAGUUGGAUACUCUGCGGGCCGCUCAGUAAUGAUGGUAAUUACUCAGCCUCGAUCAACUUCAUCUCGCGGCCAGGUAAUCCCAUAGGAGACGACCUGGAGCGGCUUUACAAUCACGCGUUCGGCGACAUAGCAGACGACCGGGUAUCUAUGUCGAGGGAAGACCAAGCAGCCCUGGCUGUCGUCACCGAAACGACACGACACAACGGAACCCAGUUUGAAGUGCCGUUACCCUGGCAAACGGGAUCCAACCGACUGCCAGGCAAUCGAGAAAUAGCACUCCAUAGGCUCAACUACCUGGAAGGUAGAUUAAAGAGGAACGCACAGUUGAAGGAAGCCUACUGUAACGCCAUGAAACGCAAUCUAGAGUUGGGAUAUAUCGAACACGCAAUGGGAGGAAUCGAGAAGGAGCAACCAUUGUGGCACCUUCCGCACCACCCUGUCAUUAACCCCAAGAAGCCCCAGAAGAUCCGGGUUGUCUUCGAUUGUGCUGCCAAGUGUGCCGGGAUUACUCUGAAUGACCGUCUAUUACAAGGCUCAGACCUGACUAUUCCGCAGGUUGGAGUGCUGUGCGGAUUCCGGCUGGGGUCAGUUGCAGUAGCGGCUGAUAUCGAGGAGGUGUUCAUGCAAGUCAAAGACCCGAAGGGCCCACGGAUGCUCUACAGUUGUGGUGGUGUCCGGAUGGAGACCUAG